Molecule: messenger RNA, 7748 nt
Organism: Ooceraea biroi (clonal raider ant)
Lineage: Eukaryota; Metazoa; Arthropoda; Insecta; Hymenoptera; Formicidae
Product: arrestin homolog
Biological process (GO): G protein-coupled receptor internalization; signal transduction
Cellular component (GO): cytoplasm
Molecular function (GO): G protein-coupled receptor binding
Source: RefSeq, a predicted model, not a curated record
CAGUAGAUGCCGAACCGUGUUGGAUGACGGACGUCGGGUGCAACGCUGAGUCUUACCAUUUUCCUAUUUUUUUUACGGCCUAAGCGACUGUAAAACAGCAUCGAGGACACUCGUCGAGACGCUGGGGUGUCCCUCGAACGAAACGGGACACAGUACCGCGCGCGCGGGGACACCGUCGUGUGCCGAAACGACUCUCGCAACGUUGCAUUGAGAAAACUAGAGAGACGCGAAGAGCCUGAAACUCGAACGCGGGAACGGACAUCCCAGUGAGCUGAAUCUCGAGUGUCGGAAAUACACGGGGAGAAACUCGUGUUGUUUCUUUUUCUACGUUCCCGUCGUCGUUCCAUACAAAUGCCGCGCGUUUGCGGCAUCGAAACCUGAACUCGCUUGGAAGCUACACCGGGUAUCCUUGCUUGGAACGGCACGGAAGUGCGUCCGACGUCCCGAUCGACAGGAUGUCAAAGAAGAUUUUACGUCGAUGAAGGUGCGAUACGGACUUUUGCUUUCGGGAGUCUUAAAGUACGCGAGCAUCUCGAGGACAAUUUGUUGAAUCGCGAAACGCCUCUGUUAAAGAAGCGAACUGUCGUCCUUCCGGUUGCGCUCUUCUUGCGCGCGGCAAGAUCGAUGCGAUCGUAAACGGCACUUUUACCGUUUAUGGCCCGAUCAUAUCGCUCAGCAUCCGUAUACCACGUUGAUCCGCUGAGUUGACAAUUGUAGUAAGUAGUAGUAGUAGGCGGAUGUACCUUGGCAUCGCUCGUGCCGCGUCGCCGUAAGUAAUACAAUCGCGCACAAAGCGGGGUGAUCGAAUGCCGCGCCGGCAAUCGCCAAUCGCGUUCGCUCGCACAUCGCGCAUAUUGUUUCAUUAAUCUGCCUUUUUUUGCGACCGUGACUGUAUUUUCAGAGGAGUGGGUUUUAUUCGCUUGAGACGGCUGUUAAACGCUCGUGCUGUCCACGCGCGCUCGAUAUAAUUAUACCAUUAAUCUUUAAUCACAAAUUUUGCGUUUCGCAUGCAUGGUUGAUAUCGAUUGAUCUAAUAUUAAAAAUUGAAAUUGGAGAUUCGCUUAACACCGGACAUAGCAAGAAUUUUCAGGCGCGCUCUGUUUAGCAUGCGGGCCGAAACUUUCAUACGUCAAAAUCAGCAUUGAAUGAUUCGUUCGUUCUUUGUGUAUCAAGAAUUUCGCAAACCAUUUAGCUGAAGCAAAUUAUACAUAUUAUCAUAGAAAUGAUAAAUAUUUAUAAUAUCUGCUAUUUAUUAAAAACUAAAACAACAGAUUUAUAAACGACUUGACGCUUUCAAAAACAUCUUGAUCUUUUCAUUCUUGCAUUGUAUAAUUCAAGAAUAGAAUCGACUCCGAUAUCGGUAAAAUCAAAUGAAAAAAGUCAGACUCGUCCGACUCCUCAUGUUCGGAAUUCUAAGGAAAGAGUACGUCGGAGAAAGACAUUUCGCAUUUUAUGGUCGUUUAGAAAAAAGCAAACUCGGAUCAGUAAUAAAUGGAUGCACAAUGGUUCCAUAAUUUACGAUCCUCGUUGGAACGAGUGCACUUUGACGCUCGAUUGGACAAUUUACGCACUCGGUAUCUCGUCUAUGCAAUCCCAUGUGUUUAUUUAGCGAAUCCUAUACAUAGUCAAAGCUAGUUUCACGCUGCUUCGUGCCCUUGUUCCCCCGUCGUUCAUUCCCUGACAGACCUGGGGUUCACCCGAUUCUACCCUAAUUUAAUUCGCCCUACGAGCUCAUCCCCCGUUUUACAACGUGCCACGACAGAGAUCAUUGAAAAUUCGUAUGCUCGCUGUCACUCGCUCUUCUCGUCGAGUUUGUCGAGGCCAAGAGCUAUGCAUUUAUUGAAUCGAUAGUAACGAAAUAACGGAUCAAUACCCACAUUGCCUUUAUCAAAUCCGAGCUGCGAUUCUGGUCGACAUCAAACGUACCAUAUGUACGAUAACGUCUGACAUAACGUACGCAUAUGUGCACAGUGAUAAAUAAAAUAAAAAUACUUUUAUGAGUACAUUACCGAUAGCGAAUUCGCGUUCACGCUACUAGCAUUACAAUUCUACAAAAAAAAACUCAUAUACUAAUGCUGAUUGAUCAUGCAAUGCCUCACGAUUUUCUUGCAACUUUUUUCAGUUACUACUCCAUUGCUUUAUUAUUUACAUUUAAUGCACGUCUUCGUGGAUGGUAAGAGAGAUAUAAAUUGUUUCUGAAUUAUAAAAAAUCAAAAGAAAUCCUCUGUGUAGAUUAAAUUCUUGAUUUUUAAUUUAUCUAUCGAAAUGUCCAAUUUUGUGCGAGUUAUGUAAUGUUUAUUACGCUUAUGAAUGGCGUUCAAGCAUAUCCAUUCUUCCGCUAUUUCACUAUAUAAUCGCUAUUCGACAGUUUCUAUAAUUACGCGAUAACGAGAUCAUAAAAUCAGAUCCAGCUGCGCUAUAUACAGUUUACAAUGUAGAGCAUUGUAAUCUGACUAAGCUACGUCGUAUAAACAAACCUUUAAAGCUCGUAGUACUCUGAGAUAAAACGCUUACUACUCCAAAUACAAGAGAAGAUUGGGAAACGCACUCUCAUGUAAAGUUCCUUCUGUUUAAGAUAGAUCCAAAGUAUUUACACGAUUUAGCAUAUUCAAUGUAUAUUAUGUAUGUAUUAUGUAUAUAUAAAUAUACAUAAUAUAUUAAAAAACAUAAAAAUUACCAAAUUUUUCACAUUUAUUAGUAAUUAUUAAACGUUUGGAAAUCAUUGUAUUCCAUAUCAAAAUUACAAAUAUUUUAAUAAAAAAGUUCAAAGAUGUUCAAAGAAUGUUCCCUUUAGGACGAAAGUAAGUAAUUCUUAGAUCAAGUUUUAAUUAAAAUCCAUCUAAAAUAGUUGAAGUUGAGAUACUAAAUUUAUUGUAACACAUAAUCUUUGAGAGUCUUAAUUAAUUAAAUCACUGAAUUGUCAUUGUUAUGUACUUGGAAAUUAGAUUUCUUGUUACACUUCCAUCAACAAUCGUUAGUGAAGAAAUCCAAUACUUUACGAGAACGUGCAAUUUAGGAGAUAAGGACACUUUAACUUGAGAUCUGCAUGUAGAACGUGACAUUAUUCUGAAGCAGCCGAUAACUCUUGAUCCCCUUGGCAUUACGUCGCAUUUACGUUCAAACCUGCAUGAUGCCAAUAUUACAUGUUCGUGACACCUCGGAAUUUAGUAAUUAACGACAUAAUUGCGUAAGUGAUCUUAAGCAAUUAAUUGCGUCACACUUCACAUCACGCUAUAUUAAGGAAACGUGAUUAGACAUGACUCCCGUCAUACCUAAAACUGCAUCAACUGCCGAAGAUUCCUGAAGAUGUAACUGCCAAUUCGCACGAAAGCACGGGAAAAAGCGGGAAAAAGUGGGAAAAAAUAUCAAUAAAUCUGUCGCGGAGAAAAAUUGCGAAACAAUUGUCGCGCAACACGUUCGAAGACCGUCACCUUAAAGUCGAUAGUCCACGAAGGAAUAAUGCGAUCGCGCAAAGAAGAUUACCUAGAACGAAUUGCGGUGUACGUGCGAAGUGCCUUAAAAGACGAAAAAGAGGAAGAAGACGAAAAAGACGAACGGGAAGAUGCUUUCGUCGUCCCUGUCUAAUUUUCGCAGCUCGACUUGCCGUUCUCCGCGUUGCAGCAACCCUCGUCGACCCCGAUAACGUUAUUUACGUGUUAUUUACGCUGCGCUUUUCAACGAACUAACGAUCUUUGUUUCGUGUACAUUAGCCGGACUUUCUUUGUCACAGUUUAUUUCAAGAACAAGAACUGACUUAUCGAAUGCCCGGGGAACUCUGAUAGACGCCCAUUUCCCUGCGAUACGAUCGCGGAAACAAAAUGCGUCUUCUGUAGUCGUUAAGCGAGAUUAAACGACGUCCCUCGGCUAGCUGGAACAGCAAUUAAUCGAUCGAUGAAGUCAGACGUCUUUGCUGGAAUUAGGAUUAGGUAUUCACUAUCUUGCAAUGGGACGUUACCAAUAGCGCUCAAUAUUUUAGCAGUUCUAGAAGCUAUUAUCACAAAUUAUUGUUCCCCAUUUAAAGACCUUUCGUACUACUGCACGUAUCGUAGAAAGAACACGUUGCUAAUAUACAUAAUAUACUAUACCUUGCCGAAAUGAUAAAAGUGCAAAGCGAAUUCCAUGUACUGCGUUACGGCAGUCCGUGUGUCCGUUGUAACCGCUGGAACGAUUGCCGUUACAUCAUUAACGAGAAGAUAUCGAUCGGCUGUGCUACGCUUCCAGUUGCAUCCAGUUUUACCACAUGAGUGUCCAGGACGUUCCUAUUUCCUGCCACGCGAAGAUCACUGACGUUUCCCCAUAUUUUGCUGAUCCAACAAAUUCUUUCGUGCACGAAGGACACUGAAAAACCAGCGAAACAAGCCAUUGUCGAGCCAUGCCCCGUGGAAACAGCGGAGGACGAUUCUCGUGAAAAUGCGGUAUCGCGCCGUCUGAAAGACUUCGAUCAAAAGCCGCGUCACGUGUGGGGUGGUGCAUGUGAACGAAAUUGAGAGUAGUGUGCGUGAUCGUGUAUCGCCUAUUGGGCCUCUGUGGCCACGCUGAAACGAGAAGGGACGAAGAGAUGGCGGAAAAGGGCAGCCAUGUCGCACCGGAAGCUACCGUGACUCGGUCCGAGGACGAGGAGCAACGGGGACUGCUGCAUCCCAGCACGAUGGAACACAGGAACGUCACUGCGGAGAAUUGCGACACGAAAGACGAGAAAACAACGAACGGAGAGCAGGAGGCGGAGGAUUAUUGCGAGGAGACUAAAAUGGACCAAGCACAAAGAUUGCAAGCACAAACGCAGCCGCAGGCACAGCAGGCCGACACGCAAACCGACAGAAAAAUCGAUACGAGUCCGGACCACAUAUCGGAUUCUGCGUUCAGCAGUCAAAGGGUGUACAAGAAAUCCUCACCGAAUAAUAAACUGACGCUCUAUCUAGCCAGCAGGGAUCUUAUUGUCAGCGAAGCCAAGAUUGAUAAACUCCAGGGUGUCCUCUUAGUGGAGCCAGAAUAUUUACAGGAAAAAAGGGUAUACGGUCAAGUGACAUUGACUUUCCGCUACGGAAGGGAGGACGAAGAGGUAAUGGGCCUAAAAUUUUGCAAUGAAGCGGUUAUGUGUUUGGCCCAGUUGUACCCGCCCUACGCAGGAUCUGAUCAUCAGGAAAUCACGACUCCGCUGCAGGAGGCACUUGUCAAGAGAUUAGGACCCAACGCGCAUGCAUUCACAAUGGAAAUUACUCCACUGGCCCCGCCGUCCGUGCAGCUGGUACCAGCUAAAGAAUAUAAUGGUGCACCCAUAGGUACUAGCUACGAUGUCAGAGCUUACGUUGCGGAACGGGCAGAUGAAAGACUGCACCGUAAAACCACCGUCAGAAUGGGCAUUCGGGUGAUCCAGCGAACCACGAAGCCGCCUUUACCCUCAGCAACGAUGUACAGCGUGCCUCCCUCUCAAGUGCCAUCGAUUGCUUCCAGAAUUCAAGCAUGCAGAGCAAGAGUGGAGUUUGCCGAAAAUGAGAUUAUUGAAAAUGACGAGAAUACGGGACCACACGCAGCAGUAGAAAAGCCAUUUUUAUUAAGUGACGGUCGUGUUGGACUGGACGCAGGGCUAGAUCGCGCGAUCUACGCCCACGGGGAUUCGAUCAAUGUCCACGUCAAUGUUAAUAAUAAUAGCAGCAAGUCCGUAAGAAGAAUAAAGGUAUUUGUGGUGCAACACGUGGACGUUUGCAUGUUCAGCAACGGCAAAUUCAAAAAUGUCGUAGCCCUUGUAUCCUCGCAAGAAGGCUGCCCCUUGGGACCAGGCGGUACUUUGAAGAAGAUAUAUACGCUCAGGCCUAUUAAGGGCUCGACCAAGAAUUGGAUCGCCUUAGAGGACAGUUAUAUGAAAGCCGGAGCAACUCUGGCAUCAACGGUCGUUUGCCCUGGGAAUGGACCUGAUGAUAGAAAUGUCUUUGCGAUUUAUGUGUCUUAUUACGUAAAGGUCAAGCUGUUGAUCUCGGCGAUGGGCGGCGAAGUGUCUUUGAAGCUGCCGUUUGCGCUGAUGCACAGUAAUACAGAUCCGGAUCUCGUAGGAUUUCCAUCUCCUAUCCGAGAACCACCAAAGCAAUUUGGGAAGAGCACGGAUGAGUGCACAGAGAAAUCAGGUAAAUCGGAUACCAAUAGUCACAGGAAUAAGGAAAACAAAUUAGAGGCCAUCAAAGAGCAGGAGUCGAGAGUAACCGACGUAGACCUGAUAGAGCACUGUGAAGAACCUGACAGUACCUGAGAGCAGGUGCAACAAGGCGACGAGACGUCGCAGACAUCUGUCAAGAAAAAUAACGAUACGAAGAACAUUAAGAAUUCGAAUCACAAAGCGUGUCGACUCAGUGUUAGCAUUCAAAGAGCAUGGUGCUGCUUCAGAAGAGCUUCUUAGUAAACAAAACGAGUGGAGAUCUCUCGCUGUCAAAGUACUACCGAUUACGCUCCCUUAUAAAUUAUAUUGCAAAUAAAUAUGGAUAUCUUGCAAAAAGUGCACGGAUAUCGAUGGAAUUAAAAAAAUGAACAACGCAUAGUGAAUCUUGUCAAUUCUUAGCUGAACUGGUGGUAAAACGCUGCAAACAUGGAGAUUUCAUACGCUUUGCGGAGGAAGGAAAAUACAAAAUUCAGAAAUGAUCAAUUAUUUAAUUUUCCAGAACAACUUAUUGUCUCUCGUUAAAAGAAUUAAUAGAAACGGCAAUGUCGUGAUCGUACGAUUACGUAGUUAAAAAUAAACAUAUUUCGUGAAAUAUCAAACAUCGAACAAGUUACGCGCCGUUUAUUUCGUAUUGUCGCGCAAAUUGUAACAGGGUUCGAUUGCUCUUGAUAAAAGAAGGACACUUAUAUGGAUGUCGUCGUUGUAAUUAAGUGUAUGAAGCUGCACGCUAUUAACGUAUCAUAUGGAAGUUAUAUCAGCGUGAGAAAAGGUGCAAUUAAAGAGAUAUAAUUUAUUAAAAAUCAAGUUCAAAAACUUUUCGAUUUAAUUUUAUUUUAAGCAAAAACAGGAAAUAUCCCAGGAAGUAUAUAUUCCUGUAAUAUUCUUUUCACAGGUGGUUGUUAUAAAGAUGAUGUAUGUAAGAUAUUCUUAUAAUCUACGAAAAACAUAGUCGCUGAUGAUCUAAAGCUUCAUGAAUGUAAAUUGCUUGGAAUUUUUUGCGUCGUAUCUUCCUAUUCAAUUAAUACAUGAAAAAUCUUCUACUGCCACUUUAAUCAUCCAUAAUCAGAUUUUGCAUACAUUAAUUUCGGGAACAUAUAGAAUACCGCGAAAACAUACGUGUUCACUUUUAUUUACGAACUAUCUAUCAAAAAUUUAUUAAAAACUGUCUAUAUAAAAUAAUAUAUACGAUAUUAAAAAUAUCAGAUAUAUUUUUCCAAAAGGGUGUCGAUACCUAUUUUUUAUUAUAACAACAACAACAAAUAACAAUCAAAUGUACAGGUUACCUCUUCUACCUCUCUAUUGUUAGAAAUAUGUCAAAUAUAUCACUAACAUUUUAUUUAACGUUACUGUGCAACACUUUAUAUUGUUAUAUUUUUUACUUACAAAUAAAUAGUUUAUAUCUAUUGAUUUAAUAAAACGUGACGAAGCAGCACAACAAAUAGAAAUAAUAAUUUUCAAAUAUGAGAUGUGUUAACACCCAUAUCAUAUAAUACUUCUAUCGCUUCUCCAUGCACAAUAAAAAUAUGUAAAGAUGUACAGAUUGUGUCUUUAGUAUUGUAAAUAAUAAAUGCGUAAAUACAAAAAUUCAUGUAGCAAAGUA